Naegleria gruberi is the source of this 1413-nucleotide messenger RNA. RefSeq lists its product as uncharacterized. The transcript has a single exon. The record is from RefSeq and is a predicted model, not a curated record. The coding region runs from base 1 to 1413 and encodes 470 amino acids. NCBI's taxonomy places the organism in Eukaryota, Heterolobosea, Eutetramitea, Acrasida, Naegleriidae.
AUGUACAUGCUUAUUAAAUGUAUAUUAAAAGAUGCAUGUAUUUCUAAAGAAUUAGAUAUAGAUUAUUUUAUGUUUACAAUUCCAACUGGUAGUAGUGAUUAUUCUAAAAAGAUUUAUCGUAAUUGUAUUAAAAAAGCAUGUAGUGAAAUAUUUAAAUUACAAAUAGAUGAUUCUAAAAUAAUUAUUAUAGAAGAAUAUAGAUUAUUAUCAUUAUGUUUUACAACAAAAUCAAAUAAUAAUAGUAUUUUAUUAUCAGAUAUUGGAAAUUUAACAGUUGAUAAUGCAUGUCUUGAAAGACAAAAUGAAAAUGAAAAAUUUAAAUUAACUCAUUCAUCUGCUGAAGUAUCUGGUACUGAACUUAUUCAUCAAACUAUUGAAAAAUAUAAUAAUAUUAAUUCAUUUAAUUUAAUGUCAGCCAUGUUUAGUUCAUGUGCAAAAUCUUUAAAUGAAGAAUGUUUAUUUAAUAUAAUUGGUAGUGAUGAAAAUUUAAUUAAAAAACUUGAUACUGAUAUUGAAAAGGCAAUUAAUAAUAUGAUAACUCCAAUAUUUGAGGUUUAUAUGGAGAGAAAUAUUGAUCAAGUAAUUUUAUUUGGUGCCAUUACAGAUCAACCAUAUUUUAAAUCAAAAAUUGAAGAAUGUUUUAAAAAUGCAAAUGAUUUUUAUAGUAAAAGAGUUUUUCUAAAGAAGGAAUUUAAGACAAUACUACAAGAAGAAAAUGAAAUUAAAUAUCACAUUCAUGAAUGUAAAAGAACAGCACUCAUUCAAGGUAUAGAACAAUUAUUGAAAAAGGCAAUAUUAGCACCUAUUACACUUAUUCACACUAAUCAACCUACUUUUUAUCAGGAAAGAGCUGGUAUUUUAUUAAGUGCAUCAAGAAAGAAGAGAAAAAAGCAAAGUACAGUACAAUCAAAUGUAAUUAAUAUCUCUGAAUGGCUUACUAUUGAUUUUAAUAUUAACAAGUCAACUGGUGAUGGAAUAUCAAGUUCUGAUUUUGAAAUAUUAAUUGUUAAAUUUAGAAAUACUACAAAUUUAAACAAACUUACAAGUAUAACUAGAAGUAAUUACAACAAAAUUGGACUCUUUGAUAUUGAACGUCAUUCUACAUAUUCCAUUGAAUUUUGUAAGGAAAUUACAGCAUGUGGUGAUAAUUUUGAUGUUAAAGUAGAUUUAAAUAAGAUUUAUAUUCGUUAUAUGGAAUUUGAUAAUUAUAUGGAACAAUCAUUUGAUUUUAAUAGAAAUAUUUGUGUUGAAAGAGUUUCAGUGAAUGAAAUUCCAUCAAUUCUAACAUCAAAUGAAUCUGAAACAAUGGUUAAUUUCUAUGGAAAUCCAAUUAGAGCGAAAUUAACAGUUACUUUAAAUAAGGGUACUAUUGUUAAUGAUUCUGAACAAGAUAUGUUAUUUAAAUCAAUGUAA